AACAAGCCUCUGUCGCUCUCACCGAGUCUGAUCGCGCACUAACAGCUGCUGCUUCACCGUCGUCACUCGUGUCGCCGAGCUCCCCAUCACCACCGGCAAAAAGCCCUUCUUUUUGCCCCAGAGUGACUCCGGAUGACUUCGUCCACCUGUCCACUUGUCCCUCCUCCCCGUCCUCUGGUCUUCUGGGUCUUCUGGGUCUUCUGGGUCUUUUGGGUCUUUUGGGUCUCAACCUCGGAUCCUCUUCUGUCGCAGGGAACUCUAAAUAUCCUUCCCAGGCUCCCCCUUCUUGGGGAAUAUUCUCUCGACGUCUUCCAGCAAUGGCUUCCACCAAGCUGGAUCAGGUCUGGGUUCAGACGUCGCCUUCCCGGACCACGCGCUCGCUCUCGUGUUCCGGCGCCCUGUUCCCGCUCCCGCUGCCGCCGCCCCGGGUCCUCGCCAUGCCGCCGUCCCUCUACUGCGUCAUCCGGGAGGGCAACAAGGCCGACAAGUUCCCCCUCAAGAGCCUGUGGGAGUUCCGCAUCGCUGGCAUCCGCGAGGUUGUGGGCUACCUGCGGGACUCCGUCCGCCGCGACAUGGCCUGGGACGGGACCAACUUCGUCGUCGACGCGGAGAACCGGGCCAUUGUCCUCCAUCCCGAGGUCCGUCGGGACGAGCAGCCUGCCGACGCCUGCCGAAGAGCUUUUUCGGACCUGUGCCUCAAAAACAGGGGGAAGUUCAACAACUGCUUCGACAAGUGGCUCAGCAAGCCCGCAGAACGCCGCGAGUUUCACCCCAUCCACGUCACCGAGGCCGCAUGGCAGGACCUGAGCAUCCCGCUGCCCGCCAGGGGCAUCUUCGGCAUCAUCACCGUGGGCGUCCAUCUGAACAUGUACUCGGUGCGAGAGGUCGACGGCCGCGAGCUCGUCGACCGCAUCUGGGUCUCGCACCGGGCGAGGGGAGAGAAUGUCUGCUACUCGGGCAUGAUCGACCAGGUUGUUGCAGGUGGCAUGGACCCGACGGACAGGGUUGACGAUCUCCUAGCACCGGGUGUCACUCUGAAACGGGAGGCCGAGGAGGAGGCCGGUUUGUUGCUCGACUUGGACACCAAGAACAUGACUUCAAGUUGCUGCUGCGGCCAAAAGAAAGUAAUUGGCAUCGUCGAAGAUGCACCUGCCAUCGCCUUCUACGACUGCAAGGGCCGCGAAGCAGGCCGCGGGAACGAGGGCCACCUGGAGCCGGGAGUGCGGUUCGUGUACGACGUCAAGCUCGAGGACCCGACCUUCCAACCGCGGAGCCACGAGCGCGGGAUCGAAAAGUUCGAGUCUCUGACGGUGGACGAAGUCAAGCGGUGGCUGCGGGAGCGGCGGUGGAAGCCCAACUGCGGGCUGGUGAUGCUCGACUUUCUGGUGCGAAAGAACCUGAUCACCGAGGCCGACGAGGAGCGGUUUGGCGACAUCGCGGCCGAGCUGCGGAGGUCGCUGCCGUUCAAGUUUGCGCAGGAAGGAUUCCCGUUUUUGGCGCCCUGGGAGUGAGCGAGAUGGAGGAGAUGACAAGUGUAUUUCAAAAAAAGAUUGGACACGAAAGAGCCGGUCCCCCUGU
Messenger RNA from Ilyonectria robusta, 1578 nucleotides. RefSeq lists its product as uncharacterized. The transcript is spliced from 2 exons. The record is from RefSeq and is a predicted model, not a curated record. Lineage: Eukaryota; Fungi; Ascomycota; Sordariomycetes; Hypocreales; Nectriaceae. The coding region runs from base 318 to 1511 and encodes 397 amino acids.